AUGAACUCUUCACUCAAUCUCAAUCAACCAAUUCGCAUCCACCGUUCAAUUCCACUUCAAAAUCACAAAUCCGCGCGUUUCAAGCUCCGACACUCUCCUUUCGUUAACUCUUCAAGCCAGAACUGCUAUAGAAACGUUUCAUUUUCCCCGAGUUCGCUCCCUAUUCAACCACGAAUCGAUGACUCAUUGGACUUCCAUACAGUUCCGUCCUUUCGAGCUAGGGUUUCAUCGAACGACGCACGGUUCGGUUCGUUAAGUGAAGAUAGCGAGCCGAAGGCGCCGAGUUUUAGUGAGUUUAUUACAUCAGAGAGGAUUAAAGUGGUGUCGAUGGUUGCUUUGGCCCUGGCUCUUUGUAAUGCUGAUCGUGUGGUCAUGUCGGUGGCGAUUGUACCUUUGUCCCUUGCUAAUGGUUGGAGCCGAUCCUUCUCUGGUAUUGUUCAGUCAUCUUUCCUGUGGGGAUACCUAAUUUCGCCGAUAGCGGGAGGGACACUCGUGGAUUAUUAUGGUGGUAAGAUAGUGAUGGGAUGGGGUGUUGCUUUGUGGUCAUUAGCUACAUUUCUUACUCCAUGGGCUGCGGAUACUUCGGUAUGGGCUCUACUUGCUACGCGAGCAAUGCUUGGCGUUGCUGAAGGUGUGGCUCUUCCUUGUAUGAACAACAUGAUAGCAAGAUGGUUCCCGCAGACAGAACGAGCCAGGGCUGUUGGGAUUGCAAUGGCAGGAUUUCAACUUGGAAAUGCAAUAGGACUCACUCUAUCUCCAAUCCUCAUGUCAAAAGGCGGUAUAUUUGGGCCGUUUGUGAUUUUUGGACUAUCUGGAUUCCUGUGGGUUUUGGUUUGGUUAUCUGCAAUAUCAAGUACUCCUGACUGCAGUUCCCAGAUAUCGAAGUAUGAAUUGGAGUACAUAUUAAACAAGGGGCGGAAGUCUUUUCCCGUGGAGAAUAAACCUAAGACAAAAAGAAUGAUCCCUCCUUUCAGGCGCUUGCUCUCUAAGAUGCCGACUUGGUCCCUCAUUGUUGCCAAUGCCAUGCAUAGCUGGGGAUUUUUUGUUAUUCUCUCCUGGAUGCCCAUUUAUUUUAACACAAUGUAUCAUGUUGACCUCAAACAUGCAGCAUGGUUUAGUGCCGUUCCAUGGAGUGUGAUGGGAUUUAUGGGAUACUUUGGCGGUACGUGGUCAGACAUGUUGAUACGCCGUGGUAUAAGUGUCUCUUUGACUCGAAAAAUCAUGCAGUCAAUUGGCUUUUUUGGUCCUGGGAUUGCUCUUAUUGGUUUGACUACCGCUAGAAGUCCACUUCUUGCAUCUGCUUGGCUAACUUUAGCUGUUGGACUAAAGUCUUUCAGUCAUUCGGGUUUUCUUGUGAAUCUCCAGGAGAUCGCCCCACAUUAUUCUGGUGUUUUGCAUGGAAUAUCAAAUACUGCCGGUACGUUUGCAGCCAUUGUGGGAACAGUUGGAGCUGGUUUCUUUGUUGAACUAGUGGGUUCUUUCCGUGGAUUUCUGUUGCUCACAUCACUCUUAUAUUUUCUUGCUGCUCUUUUCUACAAUAUCUUCUCCACUGGAGAGAGAUUUAUGGUGGAUCGUGAGAGGAUAGCAGUUGCAACUGAGGAACUAGAGAUGUUCAGGAAUGUUAGAGAAGGUUGUGCAGUGGGAAUUGUCAUCUCCCUUUUAAAGAGAGAGGCUGUUAGUCUGAUCUUUCUUUUCUUUUCCUACCGGAGGGUAAUGCUCUUAAGAGAAGAUGAGAAGACCAGCGGGCAAUACUUGCCAAAUGCAAAAUUCCUGGGCUCCAGAUCAGUUUCAACUGAUCUUUCAACAGGAAGUAACAGCAAGAGUUCGUCAAAAUUCAAGUCCUCUAGUUCCUAUGGAUCUUCCAGUGUCACAAGUGGAAUGGUAGGGGCAGCUAGUGUCUCCAUUCAAGAGAUUUUUAAGAUGACUGAUAAUUUCUCGCCUGCAAAUAAGGUUGGAGACGGUAGCUUUUCUAAUGUAUACAAGGGGAGGCUCCGGGAUGGAUCUCUUGUUGCAGUGAAGCGUGCUAAAAAGAACACAUAUGACAAGCGUUUGUCACUGGAGUUCCAGAAUGAAGCACUUACCCUGUCCAAGAUUGAACAUCUGAAUUUGGUAAGAUUGUAUGGAUACGUGGAGCAAGGAGAUGAGCGGAUCAUUGUGGUUGAAUAUGUUGGCAAUGGAAAUCUUCGAGAACAUCUAGAUGGUACAAAAGGAAGCAUACUUGAAAUUGCUGAACGGCUAGAUAUUGCAAUUGAUGUGGCUCAUGCAAUCACUUAUCUUCACACGUAUACAGGUGUCGACUCAUUUUCUGCUACAACUAUGCCUUUGUACCAAAUAAUCCACAAAGUUAUUCCUGAAUUCCCAGCUGAGUUAGCUCCAUUCAUUUGGAUUGGGGAUGCAAUAUUAGGCAACUGGCCUGUCAAUGGAAGUUAUGUGGAUUGUAUAGGUAGUAUGAUGAACAGCGCACAGGAAGAGCUAGUUCAAAAUAAUCCACUUCUUGCGAUGCAGAGAUUAAAAGAAGGAGAUGCCAUCUUUGUCAUGGACCCGUUACUGAGGAGGAGUCCUGGAUCAACCAUGGCACUAGAGAAGGUGCUUAAAUUAGCACACCGGUGCCUGGCACCUGCGAAACAAUCAAGGCCGUUCAUGAAGGAAUGCGGUGAGGUGCUAUGGGGAAUUCGAAAAGACUUGAGAGCAAGUGGUACAUCUUCUUCUUCUGCUUCCACUUCUCACCAAUCUGCAGACUUUCCUAGAAGAGAUGCAAAGAAGAAUAGAGAAGAAGUAUUUGGUAUUGAAGCUGGUGAGCGCUAUGAAUUCUUUUCUGCAUGA
Molecule: messenger RNA, 2823 nt
Organism: Dovyalis caffra
Lineage: Eukaryota; Viridiplantae; Streptophyta; Magnoliopsida; Malpighiales; Salicaceae
Source: the annotation of a GenBank genome assembly